GAGCUGUGGUCUGUGCUGGCACCAAGGUGGUAACAGCGAGCUGUGAGACAAGGCGGGAAUGUCUCAGCCAUUCCCCAGCGGCUCUGGCUGUCUGCACCCUCUCCUGCAAAAGCACCAUCUCUGCUUACACCAGUUACAUCCUUCCCUUUCCUGGGCCUUUUACUCCUUGCAAUAAGCCUGCAAGAUCUCAGGAGAUGGGAAAUGGUUGAUCCAGGCAGAUGGAGGCCUCCUGAGCACUGUGUGAACCAGCUUCCCCAGUCUGAACUUUGGCAUGAGAUGGGAGUGGGUUCUUUGGGAGAUGCUCUUAGAUGGGAGCCAGUCAUGCAGCACAGGAUGCAAGAGCUUCCUUUGGUCCAUCAUCUCUUGACAUCUCUUCAGGAAUUAUCUGGCUGUUUUUAUCCUGUGCUUUGUAACUUGGAGUCUGGCAGCUCCCUGGAGAGGGGCCUCUUCUCUCCCUUCCCUCCUUAUGGCAAACCAACGCCUCCCUGCUGCCCUGUCCCAUUUUCCUGGGAUUAUUUGCAGAUAUCCCUGCGGUGCUCUUGCUGACUGACACUGGGGCUGUCGUUUGUCCAGUGAGCCAUUUUUGAUGAUGGGAAUAGAUGUAACCUCUUAGAGAUCAGUCUUAUAUUGAAAAUGCAAUAAUACAGAAAGCAAUUGCUCUUUUAGUCAGCCCUUGAGGGUUUCUGGCUUACAUCUGCAGGGCUUAAUGCAGCAGGGAACGUUGUCCUAAUUGAUGAGAGCUCUGUGCUGCUCCAGAACACCAAUAUGUGAUCAAUAUGAGGUAGAAAUGGAGCAGCAUUAAAUCUAUUCCUUCUCAGGACCUCCCAUGAGAAGUGGAAGAAAUAUUUCCAGCCUCAGAAAGUGAUUUCCCAGCUGGAGACUGGCAGGGCCAUGUGUCUGUGUGGGGCUCUGCAGCACUGCCUUCCCAAUCCUGUCCUGUCCCCAUGUUUCCAUUGUUAUGUCAGAUCUCUGCGCUUCAUAAAACCUGAUUCUAAGCUUGAGUCUCCCUCAUGUUUGCUGUGUAGCUGAGGCAGAAAACAGAUGAGAAAGGCGCUGGGAGCUGAAGGCUGGGGGCAUGUCUCCAGCUAUAGUGAGAAAGAGGGUCAUAAAACACCAGGGGUGUUGAUUUAAUGUGUGUUUUGCAUUUGGUGUGAGAGAAAGAAGGGAUUUUAGAUAGAUUCCUUGGCAGAACGCAGGCAGGAGAUGAUCCUUGUUCCCUUGACAGGGAUGUUUCAAGGGCAGACAGUGAUGCUGAGGACAGUGACCUUCUAAAUCUGCACUAUAAUCUCAGUAUGAGCAGCCCUGGGGCUCCACAUCACUUACUCUCAUGAGAAGCUCUGGCUCUUCGUUCUGCAGAGUGGGGGCUGCACAGUCGGGCAUCUCCCUGUCCCGUUGCUCACAAUGAUGUACCAACGCCAUGGCCCUGAUGCCUGUGGGGAUCUGGUUGUGGGCUGGGGUGAGAUGCUCUGCCAGUGCCAGGCUAUGCAUGGCAGGGCUCUUUGGGAACCUCAUCUGGGAGCAAGAGUAAUUCCCAGCAGUUGGGGCAGUGGGACCCUCAGUUGCUCCUCACAGAAGCCUGCAAAGUGCAGGAUUUCCCUGUUAAAAUGGCAUCAGCUCUUUCCUGUGUUGGUGAGAUCAUCCUGGGGUGGCCCGAGAGCCGAACAUCAUUGAUGCUAGAGGAGAGGUUUCGGAGGCUGCCUCCUCAUGACUGCAGCGUGCUGACUCCUCCAAGCCUCCAGCUUUGUAAACCUCCCCUUAGGAGCCAUGGGAGCUGUGUGGAGGAUCAAAAGGUGCUUCAGCUUGGCUGCCUCUGUUGCCUUUAGACUUAGAGUGUAAUUAGAAAUACAGUCCAUCCCCUGCACGCUGGUGCCAUCCCAGCCUGUCUGAAUUCCACAGCUAUAUUUUGUGAUUACCAGCGCUGGAGCUGCUAUUCCCGGUUCCCUGACUUCCCCAUCUGCUGUCUGCCUCACACAAUCUGAACACAAUCCCAGAGGGAGACAGGAUGCAUUUGUCACCUGGCUGAGCAUGACGGUCCGGACCCUCGAGGUCUCUACAUCCCUUAGUGGGAUGUCUUUGCUAACUAAGAGGAGUGAGGUGGAUGUAGGGGUGGCAGAGCCCAGCAUAGGCGGGUUCCUGGCUGAAAAAGAGCAAGUUCCAUGAAUAACUUCCCUUCUUGGUUAUGGUCCAGAAUGGUGUAUAUCAUUUUGAGAGGCCUGUGGGCUCAGACACCUUUGGUUUUGAUGCUGGAUACAUCCUUAAUGUUCAGCCAUCUGGUAGAGCACCUGCCUUUGCCUUGCCAAGGAGUGAAGAGCAGAUUCCUGUGGUGCUGUACCCUGAGAUUUAUCCCGACGGCGCUGGGAGAGACAGGGACUGAGUCAUCCCAGGGGGUGGAAGCGGAUCAGGAGCGAUGUCUCACUGUGUCCUGGUGGAGCGGUUCUCCUGCUCUGUGCCAUAUGGAGCCGCACGUGCCCAGGCUCCCGGAGCAGGGAUGGGGAGGGUGUGAUGUGCUGUGGCUCAACAAGCUGCUGCUCCCCUGCUCUGCUCCCCAUCCCCUCAGUUCUGGCAUGGGGGAAGGCAUGUGUGUGCCGUGCCAGCGGUGGCCCUGGCAUUGCCAUGGCCAGGCUGUGAGCCCACUCCACCCCAGCACAUGCACCACCCUUCCCAAAGUGUGGGCUGUGCUUCCCAAGCCCCAUCCAAGGCAGGCCAGGCUGCUUCUGUGUGCUCCAGUGGAAUGCUUUGCAAAGCUUGCGAAGCGCUGCAGGGAUGAAACCUGAGGAUUUUAUGACGCUCUCCUUGCGUUUCCAGGCAGGGCUCUUGGCCAAGGCAGGGCUCACUGGGCUGCAGCAAAAUAGGAUUUUUCAGGCUAACCUGUGUUUCCGGGAAUCUCCUAUCCUGGGAGAGAGGAGACCAACUCGCCCGUGUCCCUGCACAGUGCUGCAGCUCUCCGCUUUCCCUGUUCCCUGUCACUUUCCAAGUGACUUUUAAAAACUUGUUAAAAACACUGGAGUGUUUCUCAAGUCACAUUCUUGUACUUCAGAGGACACGCUGGAGAGUGCAGCAGCCUGAGAGCGUGAUGGGAACACGUUUUUCAGAGCUUUUGAUGCAGGGGGAAGGAGGGGAACUGGCCUGCGUGGGAAGGGUCCCUGGCACUGCAACACAGAGAGCUUAAAAAGAAAGAAAUCUGCAAUUUGUUUAGCUGUUUCCUCCCCAGUUUUCUCACAUUCCUGGGACUGACUCAUAAACCUGCUGCUCUGCAUUUCUGAUACUCAGCCUGAGGGCCUAAUUCAUGCGGUACUGGAUGUCUUGUAGCUCUGCAGUACUGUUGAGCACGUGGAAGAGCUCAGCGUGUGCUCUGCGCGCUGCAGGAUUCAUCUCAGGGACCCCUGAUCUGUAGGAAAGGAGAGAGCUGAUUGCUAUGGAAUUAACAACAGUUUGCACGUUUCUUGACCCUUCGGGAAGUGUCCAGAUGAGCUUUGUUCCAGGAUACUGCUCUCUGUGCUUUACCGAGGGCUUGGGCAAGUUGGUAAUGGGGAUUCAGACACGGGGGGGGGGGGGUGUAUAUCAGAUCCCCUCGGCAGGGGUAGAAAAGAUGCUGUGAAAGCUGGCCUGGAUAAUCUAUAAAUACAGCAGGGUCAGGAAACAGAUCCAUGACAUUUUACAUUAGCGGGGAGAAAACAAAAUUUCAUCCCAGGUUUUAUUCAAUAGACUGAUAAUAAACCUUCCUCCAAACGGUCCAUCGCCAUGGCAACUAGCGUGACACGCUGGGAUGGAGGCGAGUGGCGCCGUGAGGAGGGCGGGCUCCUGCCUCAGGAGCGGGCGGCAGUGAAUGGCUUCACCACGGCGCGUGGACGGGCUCCUGCCCCGGCUGGCUCCCGGCGGCACAGGUUCAGGUUGGCCCAGGGACGGCCUUGGACGCUGCAGGAGGUAUUGGAUCCAUAUCGGAGCAAAAGAGGACAUGAAAAAAGCUACUAAAAGCAGAGAGGAGAUCAGUCAAGCCGGUGGCUGAAAUACGCUAUUUUGAUUAAGCAUUCAGCAGGGCAAAUGCCAUAGGAUGACCGCUGCUGGUCCCCUCUUACUGGCUGUGAUAUCGUCUCUCCUGUGGCUCACACGGGGCUUUGACCCAGCUCCCAGCGCCUGCUCUGCUCUGGCCUCCGGUGUCCUCUACGGCUCCUUUUCUCUCAAGGACCUCUUCCCAACCAUCGCCUCCGGCUGCUCCUGGACACUGGAGAACCCCGACCCCACCAAAUACUCACUCUACCUCCGCUUCAACCGGGAGGAGCAGGUCUGCACCCACUUCUCGCCCAUGGUGCUGCCACUUGACCAUUACCUGGCCAACUAUACCUGCGAUCCCCGCGGCGAGGCCACCAGCCCCCCGCCUGCCCCCCAGCGCCCCGAGGAGGAGGAGCAGGAGGAGCAGGAGGAGGAAGCCGAGCUGGAGCUGUGCGAGGGCGCGGGGCCCUUCACCUUCCUGCACUUCGAUAAGAACUUCGUGCAGCUCUGCCUGGCGGCCGAGCCCGAGGCAGCCCCUCGACUCCUGGCCCCGCAAGCCCUGGAGUUCCGCUUCGUGGAGGUGCUGCUCAUCAACAACAACAACUCCAGCCAGUUCACCUGCAGCGUGCUGUGCCGCUGGCUGGAGGAGUGCCUGCAGGCGCCCGGCGCCCGCCGCUGCGGCUUCACGCAUGCCGGCUGCAGCUGCCAGGCUGAGCCCCCGGCGGCACCGCGGCUCAACGGCACCCGGCACGGCGCCCACGCGCCCGCUGCGCCACCCGCCACUGCCUGCUGCCCCACGGACCUGCGCUCCGGCAAUGCCAACGGCCUCGACCUGCCCGAUGUGCCGUACGGCAAUGCAGUUGAGGAGAACCAGAAGGUGAAAACCCAGUGGCCACGGUCAGCAGACGAGCCGGGUGUCUACAUGGCCCAGACAGGGGAUCCAGCAGCAGAGGAAUGGUCCCAAUGGAGCGUCUGCUCCCUGACGUGUGGGCAGGGCUCCCAGGUACGGACACGCUCCUGCGUCUCCUCGCCCUAUGGGACACUGUGCAGCGGGCUGCUCCGGGAGACACGGACCUGCAAUAACACAGCCACGUGCCCAGUUCACGGCGCAUGGGAGGAGUGGUCCCCGUGGAGCCUGUGCUCGGUGACCUGCGGGCGAGGGGCCAGGACCAGGACGCGGCGGUGCGUGGCCCCGCGGCGCGGAGGGAAAGCCUGCGAGGGCCCCAGGCUGCAGGCCAAGCCCUGCAAUAUCGCGAGCUGCCAGGUGGAAGGGCAGUGGCUGGAGUGGGGCGCCUGGAGCCGCUGCUCCGUCACCUGCGCCAACGGCACACAGCAGCGGACGCGCAAGUGCAGCGUCUCGGCACACGGCUGGGCCGAGUGCCGUGGGGCACACGCCGACGCACGGGAGUGCUCCAACCCCACCUGUCCCAGUAAGCCCACAGACAGCAAGUGGGGUCCCUGGAACCACUGGAGCCUCUGCUCCAAGACCUGUGACACGGGCUGGCAGCGGCGCUUCCGCAUGUGCGAGGGCACCGGCAUGCAGGGCUACCCCUGCGAGGGCUCCGGCGAGGAGGUGAAGACCUGCAACGAGAAGAAGUGCCCAGCCUAUCACGAGAUGUGCAAGGACGAGUACGUGAUGCUGAUGACCUGGAAGAAAACGACUGCAGGGGAGAUCAUCUACAACAAAUGUCCCCCCAAUGCCACGGGGUCUGCCAGCCGCCGGUGCCUGCUGAGCCCCCAUGGUGUUGCCUACUGGGGCGUCCCCAGCUUCGCCCGCUGCAUCUCCCAUGAGUACCGAUACUUGCAUCUCUCACUGAGGGAGCACCUGGCCAAGGGGCAGCGGGUGCUGGCAGGCGAGGGCAUGUCACAAGUGGUGCGGAGCUUGCUGGAGCUCAUGGCCCGCAAGACCUACUACAGCGGGGACCUGCUCUUCUCCGUGGAGAUCUUGCGCAACGUCACCGACACCUUCAAGAGGGCCACAUACACCCCAUCCUCUGAGGACGUGCAGCGCUUCUUCCAGGUGGUGAGUUACAUGGUGGAUGCGGAGAACCGGGACAAGUGGGAGGAUGCGCAGCAGGUCUCGCCUGGCUCCGUGCACCUCAUGAAGGUGGUGGAGGACUUCAUCCAUCUAGUGGGGGACGCGCUGAAGGCUUUCCAGAGCAACCUCAUCGUUACCGACAACCUGGUGAUCAGCAUCCAGCGGGAGCCCGUCACCGCUGUCUCCAGCGACAUCAACUUCCCUAUGAAGGGGCGCCGGGGGAUGAAGGAUUGGGCCCGCAGCUCCGAGGACAAGCUCUUCAUCCCCAGGGAGGUGCUCAGCCUCGCCUCCGCCGAAGCGGAUGAAUCGUCCCACUUCGUCAUCGGGGCCGUGCUGUUCCGCACGCUGGGGCUGAUCCUGCCCGCGCCCAGGACCCCCUUGGCCAUCACCUCCAAGGUGCUCAUGGUAACCGUGCGCCCUCCGACCAAGCCCGCUGAGCCCCUCGUCCUGGUGGAGCUGUCCCACAUCAUCAACGGAACAUCGCACCCACAGUGCGUCACCUGGGACUACUCGAGGACGGAUGCUGGCUUGGGAAACUGGGACACGGAGAGCUGCCAAACCCUGGAGACCCUCCCGGCACACACCAAGUGCCAGUGCCGCCAGCUCGCCACCUUUGCCGUCCUCGCCCAGCUGCCCAGAGACCUGGCCAUGGACUCCUUGGGCACUCCGUCUGUGCCGCUGAUGAUCGGCUGCGCUGUGUCCUGCAUGGCCCUGCUGACCCUGCUGGUGAUCUACGCCGCCUUCUGGAGGUUCAUCAAGUCAGAGCGCUCCAUCAUCCUGCUCAAUUUCUGCAUCUCCAUCCUGGCCUCCAACAUCCUCAUCCUCGUGGGGCAGUCCCAGAUGCUCAGCAAGGGUGUGUGCACCAUGACAGCCGCCUUCCUCCACUUCUUCUUCCUCUCGUCCUUCUGCUGGGUGCUAACGGAGGCCUGGCAGUCCUACCUGGCGGUGAUCGGCCGGAUCCGGACACGCCUGGUCAGGAAACGCUUCCUGUGCUUGGGAUGGGGGUUGCCAGCCCUCGUGGUCGCAGUCUCUGUUGGCUUCACACGGACCAAAGGCUAUGGGACAGCAAGCUACUGCUGGCUCUCACUGGAGGGCGGUUUGCUCUACGCCUUCGUGGGACCCGCUGCUGUCAUCGUGCUGGUGAACAUGCUGGUGGGCAUCAUCGUGUUCAACAAGCUCAUGUCCCGCGAUGGCAUUUCAGAUAAGUCCAAAAAGCAGCGAGCUGGCUCCAAGCCCCCACCCUGCGGCAACCUGCUGCUGAAAUGCACCAAGUGCGGCGUGGUGUCCAGCGCGGCCAUGACCUCCGCCACCGCCAGCAGUGCCAUGGCAUCGCUGUGGAGCUCCUGCGUGGUCCUGCCUCUGCUGGCGCUGACCUGGAUGUCGGCCGUGCUCGCCAUGACCGACCGGCGCUCCAUCCUCUUCCAGGUCCUCUUUGCCGUCUUCAACUCCGUCCAGGGCUUCGUCAUCAUCACCGUGCACGGGUUCCUGCGCCGAGAGGUCCAGGACGUGGUGAAGUGUCAGAUGGGGGGGUGCAGGAGCGAGGAGAAUGAAAACUCGCCCGACUCCUGCAAGAACGGGCAGGUUCAGAUCCUGACAGACUUUGAAAAGGACGUUGACCUGGCGUGUCAGACAGUGCUUUUCAAGGAGGUGAAUACCUGCAAUCCUGCCACCAUCACGGGCACCUUAUCCCGCAUCUCCCUGGAUGGGGAUGAAGACCCCAAGCUCAACACCACCUCGGAGGGUGGCCUGGGCUUCUCCAGCCUGCCAGGGAACAUCCCUCCCUCCAGCAUCCUGGUCCAGGUCCCCAAGAUGACACCAAACGUGGUGGCGGGCUUGGGCGAGCUGGGGGACCCCCCGGCGCAGCAGCUUGGUCUGGAGGCACCGGGCCCCGUGUACCUGUGCACGGAGAGCAGCCUGCGGCCACUGGAGUAUGGGUGGCUGCGGGCCCCUGAACCCCCCCGCGAGAGUGACUACAUGAUGCUGCCACGUCGCACUGGCAGCCUCAAGCCUUUCCCACGGGAUGAGAGCACCGACGAAGGGGUGCCUGGCGGGACGGGGCGCCCGGCAGCCGAGGGUGAUGCCUACCCCGGCUUCGUCGCAGUGGAUCAUGUCAACGUGAACUUGAGCCAGCCCUACGGCACAGUGAAGGCUCCCUACAGCCUCCAGUUCAAACAGCAUCCCACUGUGCGGCAGAUCCUGGCCUCGGAGCUGUCGGAGCGCAGCCGCACCAUGCCCCGCACCGUGCCCGGCUCUGCCAUGAAAGUGGGGUCCCUGGAGAGGAAGAGGUUGCGAUACUCAGAUCUGGACUUUGAGAAGGUGAUGCACACACGGAAGCGCCACUCCGAGCUCUACCACGAGCUCAACCAGAAGUUUCACACACUGGACCGGUACCGAGCCCCGGCUGCCGGCUCCUCCAAGCGAGAAAAGCGGUGGAGCGUCUCGUCGGGUGGCGGGGAGAAGAGCAUGGCCAGCGAUGCGGCCAACCCCAAGGAGCAGCAGCUCCAGGCGCCGGCUGCGCCGCCAAAGCCAUGGAGCACGUUCAAGGCGAUGACGCUGGGCUCCCUGCCCAGUGCCCAGUGGGACCGGCUGGAGCUGAGAUGUGCAGACUGGGAGGGCCCCUGCGCCGGCCUGGAUGUGGCUGAUGGUGACUUCCAGACCGAGGUGUGAGCCCCGCGCCCGUCACCAGCGCCUUGGACCAGCCGAGAUGCUGCGUUUGCUCCAUCCUCGGCGGCAGCCGGGGGCCCCUUGCGUGGCUGGAGCCAUUCCCAUGGGACACACUGUGCUCCACCCCCAGCCGUGGCCGCCUCCCGCUCGUCCUUUACAUGGUUUCUCCUCCCUGCCACCCUCCAAAUACGGGUGCGGAGGGGACACGUGCACCCCCCCGCCCAUGCUCACCCCACCGCUCACGCCUGCACCCCCCAGGGCAGGACCGGCCAUCGAGGCCGUCGGAUCUUCAUUUCUUUUGUACCAGGAUGUUUCUUCACGUCGUGCACCGUGUGCACGCGAGCGGCUGCCCCCCGGCGCCCCGUCCCAGCCCUCCCCACCGUCCCCCCCCCACGGGGAAGGUGCUGUCGUUGUUGGAAAUAAAAGUUCACUCUCUGUGGUGC
Molecule: messenger RNA, 9135 nt
Organism: Strigops habroptila (Kakapo)
Lineage: Eukaryota; Metazoa; Chordata; Aves; Psittaciformes; Psittacidae
Gene: ADGRB2
Product: adhesion G protein-coupled receptor B2
Exons: 33
Coding region: 4052-8695 (1547 amino acids)
Biological process (GO): G protein-coupled receptor signaling pathway; negative regulation of angiogenesis; cell surface receptor signaling pathway
Cellular component (GO): plasma membrane
Molecular function (GO): G protein-coupled receptor activity
Source: RefSeq, a predicted model, not a curated record